AUGUGUACUAAUACUUCUGAUUUAAGAAGUAUAACUAUUUUGUUCAAUUACAUUAACCUAUUGUAUAUAUUUCAAAUAGCAUCGUCUGGAGAAAAUAUUAAAGAAAUAUUCAUACCCAUUGUAUCUUCAGUUAGCAGUAUUGUAUAUAUGUUUGCAGCUAAUUAUAUCGGACAGGAUUUAAUAAAUCAUAACAAUGACAUAUAUAUUACUGCAUACAGUAUUCAAUGGUAUAUGGCACCGUUACAUAUACAAAAAUUGAUAUUAUUUCUAUUGCAAAGAGGUGUCAAAGAUUUAUCUUUAAAUGUUGGUGGAUUAUUUACUGGAUCGCUAGAGUGUUUUGCUACGCUGGUAAAGGCUUCGGUAUCUUAUUUUACCUUCAUAUAUUCUACGCGAUAAAGACAAAAAUGGAUUACAUGGAAACGUGAUAUAGACAUAAUUAGUCAAAUGAAGUAGUACAAUUAAUUUACAUUUAUUUUUGAUAGUACUAUAAUUAGAAGUAGUCCACUCUUAAAAAGGAACCGAUUGUUGACAGUUUUCGUCAAUUGGUUUUUUCGCUGCGUUUACUUCGUGUCGCAAGAGUAAUUAUCAUUGCGAUUGAAUUUUGAUAGCUGUCAAAUUAUGACAAUGUUAGCAACUUAAAUUAACAACAUGAUAAAUGUAUAAUAUAUAGUAUUAGUGAGUUAAAAAUAGUGAAAAAUAAAUGUUUUUAUUGCCAUUUCUUCGAGAGAUGUUAUCAUUAUAGAUAGUUGGUAAGUGACUUAUCUUAAAAAAAGAGAUCAUCAACUUUGUGAGACUGUCAUUGCGGAAUUAGUAAAUAAUAAUUUGUAUAGAUGAUUUGUAUAGAUAUCUACACAAUUAGUAUGGAAAAUUAUUGUAUUAU
Monomorium pharaonis (pharaoh ant) is the source of this 880-nucleotide messenger RNA. RefSeq lists its product as uncharacterized. Gene Ontology annotation, biological process: sensory perception of smell; detection of chemical stimulus involved in sensory perception of smell. Bases 1 to 396 code for a protein of 131 amino acids. Lineage: Eukaryota; Metazoa; Arthropoda; Insecta; Hymenoptera; Formicidae. The transcript has 4 exons. Gene Ontology annotation, cellular component: plasma membrane. Gene Ontology annotation, molecular function: olfactory receptor activity; odorant binding. The record is from RefSeq and is a predicted model, not a curated record.